GCUGUGCUAUUCCGCCUGUGCCCAGCAGGUGGGGCACUGCGUGUUCGUAGAGCAGGCAUCGCGCUGUGCUGCGCAGACUCAGGAGUACGGAGCUUACCGGCGCUGCCGUGUGACGACACUGCCCAGCAAGCGUGGAGCGCGGGAGGCGCUGCCGGUUGCUUUGGAUCCGCCCUAUAUCAGUGCCCGUACCGGAGACACCGCCCGGACUAUAGCUGGUGGAGAACAGCCCAUAUAAGCACCCCUCAAGCUCUCUACAACAACAGCUCAAUCAAAGUCAAAUAUCCCGGCCAACUCUCACUACUGUUCACAAUCUCAACUGGUGUCAAGCAAGGUUGUAUAGUAUCGCCUAUGCUCUUCAACAUACAAGGACCAAAAUGAGCUUGUUCGGUUCUACUGGGGGAUUUGGUACUGGAGGAGCAAGUAUGUUUGGCAGCACAGCCACCGAUAACCACAAUCCAAUGAAGGACAUAGAGGUCACUUCGUCCCCAGACGACAGUAUCGGAUGCCUUUCCUUCAGCCCCCCGACGUUACCAGGGAAUUUCCUUGUUGCUGGUUCCUGGGCCAAUGAUGUUCGCUGUUGGGAAGUACAGGAUAAUGGCCAAACCAUUCCCAAAGCCCAGCAGAUGCACACAGGACCGGUGCUGGAUGUUUGCUGGAGCGAUGAUGGCAGUAAAGUGUUCACAGCAUCUGGUGAUAAAACUGCCAAAAUGUGGGACCUGAACAGUAACCAGUCCAUACAGAUUGCUCAGCAUGAUGCACCUAUAAAAACUGUUCACUGGAUAAAGGCACCAAACUACAGCUGCAUUAUGACUGGAAGCUGGGACAAGAGCCUGAAGUUUUGGGACACGCGUUCCCCUAAUCCUUUGAUGACACUACAGCUUCCUGAGAGAUGUUAUUGUGCAGAUGUGGUCUAUCCAAUGGCUGUUGUAGCUACAGCAGAGAGAGGGUUAAUAGUUUAUCAGCUAGAAAACCAGCCCUCUGAGUUCCGUAGGAUUGAUUCUCCAUUAAAACACCAGCACCGGUGUGUAGCUAUUUUUAAAGAUAAACAAAACAAGCCAACCGGUUUUGCAUUGGGCAGCAUUGAAGGUAGAGUUGCCAUCCACUACAUCAACCCUUCAAAUCCAGCCAAAGACAACUUCACAUUUAAAUGUCACCGAUCCAACGGAACAAAUACUGCGGCUCCACAGGACAUCUAUGCGGUAAAUGGUAUUGCUUUUCAUCCGGUACACGGCACUCUGGCAACUGUUGGCUCUGAUGGACGCUUCAGCUUCUGGGACAAGGAUGCACGAACCAAACUAAAAACAUCAGAACAGCUAGACCAGCCGAUCUCCGCCUGUAGCUUCAACCACAAUGGAAACAUUUUUGCCUAUUCCUCCAGUUAUGAUUGGUCCAAGGGCCAUGAGUUCUACAACCCACAGAAGAAGAAUUAUAUAUUCCUACGUAAUGCAGCAGAAGAAUUAAAACCACGGAAUAAAAAGUAGUGGAUAAUGGAAGAGAAGACCUCUGUCCAUACGUUGCCUGCACAGCCAAGGCUUGUACCUACCAAGUGCUGCAAUAUGCAGUUUGGUACUGGAAAGCAAACAUGCCUCAAAGCUAACCUUUUAGUGUUGGUGGCUGUGAACAUGAAAUAUCUGUUUACCCCAUGUACAGACGAGUUUGUAAGUAAGGAAACCAGUGAUCGCCUGCACAGUGUUCUCAUGUCUCUAGACUCUAUUCCCCCGAGCAGUGAUUGACUGUUGUGCGAUGAUGUGGACUCAGCAUGCAGAUAAACAGCCUUAAACAUAUCCACGUAUGCAGAAUGAAAACUAAUUAACAAGGCAUUGGUUUUUAUUUCAUAUUUGAAUAAAAUGUAAUUUUUGCAGAAGGUCAUAACUGUUUGCAAUAUGUUACAUUUAUACAUUGUAUAUACAGAAUUUCCUGAACUCUUCAAGAUGUCUUUUGCUUUGUUUUUUUUUUUGUUUUUUUACAUCAUGCUUCAGUCUGUUAAUUAUUCUUGCCUGUGUGUACCAGGCUCCAGUUGAUUUAACGUGCUUUUGGUUUAAUAUAAUAAAAAAAUUCUCAACAAA
Molecule: messenger RNA, 2066 nt
Organism: Pseudophryne corroboree (corroboree frog)
Lineage: Eukaryota; Metazoa; Chordata; Amphibia; Anura; Myobatrachidae
Gene: RAE1
Product: ribonucleic acid export 1
Exons: 14
Coding region: 375-1481 (368 amino acids)
Biological process (GO): RNA export from nucleus; transcription-dependent tethering of RNA polymerase II gene DNA at nuclear periphery
Cellular component (GO): nuclear pore
Molecular function (GO): RNA binding; ubiquitin binding
Source: RefSeq, a predicted model, not a curated record